Molecule: messenger RNA, 939 nt
Organism: Sphenostylis stenocarpa
Lineage: Eukaryota; Viridiplantae; Streptophyta; Magnoliopsida; Fabales; Fabaceae
Source: the annotation of a GenBank genome assembly
AUGGGAAGAUUCAGCAUAUUUUUCCCAACACUAAGGAGCCUCUCUUUGCGGCGAAUUCAGCAGUCCACGGUGGUCCCGUUGCCGGCAACAACCCAGUUCAGCCGCGACCUCACGGCGGAGCUCACCACCCUUCAGUCAGAAGUUACCAGUGGUGAACAUUUCAUGCCUCGGUUAUUUGAAGCUGCUAUCACUACCCAAAAAAUUGCCUUAAAUACACUUGCUCAUGUUUCGUAUUUAGCUGAUGUGGACCAUGGAGCAAUGGAAGAGUACCUGGAAACCAACACUGAUAUUCUUGAUGCAUGCAACUACUUUGUGGAAAGAAUGGAGGGCGUGAAGAAGAAGUACGUGGACAGAUUGAGAAAAGUUGCACGCUUUGUUGAAAGUAACGCAACAUCACGUGCUCUGGAUCAAUUGGUCCAAUUAGAGUCAUGCCAGGCCACAGAGAAAACGAGACUCAAAAUGGGGAAGCGCGGCUCUUGUUUGAGAAGAACAAAGCUGGGCCAUGAAACUGAGUUCAGUGAGAUUGUGUGUGGGUCCAAGGGAAUGGCUUUGAUGAGUUGUGGUUUUCUUGAACAUGCCUUGUCAAGUGAUUGUGGGAAAAGUGAACUUCCCAUGAUGAAAUGCCUCCCCAUGAGUUGUUCAUGGUUGAGGAUUAUGCAAGAGUUGGCAGAGGGAAGUGCUGGGAAGAAGAAAAGGGGAUGUGGGUCUCUGGUGAUGAUGGUUGAGUUGCAGCAGACAGUGGCUGCAGCUAGGGAAUUGAAAGAACUGAUAAAGGGUAAGAGGGGAAAAGAGAUGGUUGAAUCUUGUGUUGAGAGAGUGAAGAGAAGCUGCAAGGAAUUGGAAGAUGAGAUUGAUUUCAUUCAAAGGAAAGUGAAAGAUUUGUACAAAAGUUUGAUUGAUGUUAGAAUGGCUUUGCUGGGAAUACUUUCCCAGGCUUAG